Messenger RNA from Pimephales promelas (fathead minnow), 4738 nucleotides. RefSeq names its product protein phosphatase 1, regulatory subunit 3Ab (gene ppp1r3ab). NCBI's taxonomy places the organism in Eukaryota, Metazoa, Chordata, Actinopteri, Cypriniformes, Leuciscidae. Gene Ontology annotation, cellular component: protein phosphatase type 1 complex. Gene Ontology annotation, biological process: regulation of glycogen biosynthetic process. The record is from RefSeq and is a predicted model, not a curated record. Gene Ontology annotation, molecular function: glycogen binding; protein phosphatase 1 binding.
CUCAAACUGAGAGGAGGAAAUUUAAAAAAAGGUUAACUCAGAAAGUCCAGAGAAGGGUAAACGGUACGAAUUAGAAACCCAUCCAUUUAUCUUCUCCAAAAGGAAUUCACUUACAUACCCAAUGGCUUUCUGGGAUGGGAUUCUAGCGAGUUUUUCAUCAAACUUCUAGUCACAUCACUCUGCAUCUUCGGUAUGGAGAGAACAACUUCUGGACUUCAAUCUUGAAGUAGGGAAAACAUUUCCUCAAUGCGCCUCUAGAUGGAGGUAAUGUAACUGUCCAUAGGCAGAAGAGACAUGGAACUGACAGACAAGCGAGGCAAAGAAGGACCUCCACUCUAUCUUUUGUUUCUACUUGGUGCCCUAGUACUUUUAAAAAAUCCCUAUGAUCUGUGCUUUCUGAAACCAUGGCUAUAAAGAGAGGUAAACCGAGUUAUUCCAUUCAGUGGCUUUCAUUAGCUUCCAAAGUUUCCUGUUUCUAUUACAAAAUAUAAGUCUCUUACAAAAAAACGAGUUUUACUUUACCACUGAUAAUAAGCAAAAGAGAAAGUUGGUUUAUAAAUAAGUCAUACUUUUGUAUAAUAUCACUCAUAUUUUAUGAGAUAGUGCUUGUAUAAAUUUAGAGAAAUAUGCAGGCCUAUAUGAAUAUUUAUGAAUGCCUUUAAAACGGCACAUGCUUAUUUUUAGCAAUUUAGCAUGUGUACAUCUGACUAGAAUGAUUAAAAGGAUCACCCAAUUUUUUUUAUUCCGCCAUCAUUGACUCAUAAACCCGAUCAUGUUCUUAAAGACAAUGAUAUGUUUGCUGUGUCUAUAUGCAGAACAAUGUUAUUUUGUUUGAAGUGUGUAUGUGACAUAUUUUUGCAUUGCUCCCCUGAGCUCUGAUUGCAUAGUUCGAGAUGUCUCUGCCCUAAAUAUAGAGCUGGCUUUUCCCUACAAUGUCAAAUGUAACUUGAUUCCAUAAGUUGUCACAGCACGUCAGUUGCUGGCCUACCAGCUGAGUUCCUCUCACUCUGUCCCACAUUGCCUGAUGGAGUCUGUGGGAGCGCUGGACAGCCCCAUUGGGGCCAGCUUUAACCUCCUGAGUUUGCCAGCAACCUUCCCCUCGGAUGAGGAUGAGGAGUCACUGGGUCUUGAAGGGAUCAAGCCCAAAUCUUCGCCCAUACCAAGACGACGGAGUUCAGAAUCCUCUGAUGACUCCCCGCCUCCCGCUUCAAGCAGCCGAAGAGUGUCCUUUGCUGAUGCCUUCGGUUUGAGUCUCGUCUCAGUGAAACAGUUUGACGCUCAGGGAGUAACUGCACCAUCUGGCCCUCUGGAGAGUGACUUGAAUGAAGAUAAGGAGUAUUAUAUUCUUCCUCUCUUCACUCUUCCGCAGAGCGUAGAGGAGCUAGACCUGCGGGUUCAUGAGCAGAAGCUGGAACUGGAAAGUUUGGAGCUGCUUUCUGGGACUUCAACCCUAAGAGGAAUCGUUUGCGUGCUAGAUGUGUGUUUAGAAAAGAUGGUCUAUGUACGGACCUCUUUAGAUUCAUGGAGAAGUCAUUUUGAUCUGUUGGCAGAGUACGUACCUGGGUCAAACAAAAGUGGGAUGGAUUGUUUCUCCUUUAAGAUCACACUGGUUCCCCCAUUCGGAGACGAGGGCGCAAGGGUUGACUUCUGUUUGCGAUAUGACACACCUUUAGGCACUUUUUGGGCAAACAAUAAUGAAAAGAACUACUCUCUGUUUUGUUGUGAGAAAAUAAAGGAGAAACCUCAAAAUGUGUGUGAAAACAGAAUAAGAAGCUGUCUGAAAACAACCAGCCCAAAUGUUGCAGCAACAAAUAAUGAAGAAUUUCCAGGUAUAAAUCUAAAGGUCACUAGCCCACAAUCUCUAAACUCUGAAAAACAUGAAAAGGAAAGCAUUGAAUUAGAGGAGGAAAUAAGCCGAAUCCGCAGCCGAAGGAGCAAAAGAAGGGCUGUGCGAUUAGCAAAAGUCAAGAAGCACUUUGCUAAGAGAGAGACCAAGACCAAAGAGAGUGAAGUGACAGCAGAGACUAGCAUGCAGGAACAUGCAUCAGUGCUGGAGAAGACAUCAUGUAGUCCAGACUCAUCACAAACUGCUCAACCACCAACAUGCAACCAAAUAUCACCCUCAGACGAGUCCUCAAAAUUUGCGGAGGAUAGUGGAUAUUCCGCUGACAUUUACAGCCAAGCUCUUACACAAAAUGAAGGCAUGAUCAACACCAAGACUAAUUUAUCCACAGCACACACACAUUUACCCCUAGAAGACUGCGGUGAAUCGAUUGCAUGCUCUGCUUCGGAGGCCUUGGAAGACGGCCAACUUACUGAGGACCUUACUGACCAAAAGGUUUCGAUCCAACAGUCUUUUCCUGUAUGCCAAAAUCCUGACUUGCCUAUCUGCAAGAAAGUUGAAAGAGCAUGGGAGCACUUUGAGAAGGACACUAAGCAAAGAAUUAAAGGUUUGAGCUCCAAGAUGGACGAGGACACGAAUAUUAGCGCCAGAAAACCAGAAGAGAAUGUGAGUUUGAAAACUACUAAGCCUCAGCCAUUUUCUCAUGGCUUUACAUUUGGGACCAUUGUAGCCCCGCUUUAUCAUCAGGUUUUUAAAAGCAUGGAAACAGAUAGAAAAGACUUAUUUAGGAAAACUGUACAAGUAGAUAAGUCAUUAAGGGAGCUGGAGGAUGAGAGUUUAACAGGGGUCACGGCCGCUGAGACCACAGACAUGUGGCCAGAGUCUUGCCUUUCUACAAAACAGACAGUACAUGAUAUUAGUGUUGGCGUCUGCAAAGAAUCAGCAGAACAAAACUCACAACUUACAAUAAACCCAACCAAAAAUCCUCUUUCUGAGCCAAAUAAGUGCACACCAGACCAUACAUUUACCGAAACAAGUCUUCCAGAAGUUGCAUCCGAACAGCCAGAUCUUCCUCUAGGUAAAAUUGUACCAUCGACUGAAUUCUCAUUCCAGGGUGAUCUUUGCCAAAGUCCAUGUUUAUUUCCCCUACAAGGAUCAGAACUUUUAGUCUCUACAAAUCAAACAAUAGAGUCCGGUAUUGACAUCCAACCUAAACAGAUCCAUCCUUCAUCACCCAUAGCAGUGCCUUCAUUAUCUGUAGACAAUCAAAUUUCUAGUAUUAAAAUUGAAAUGUCACAAAACCAAGGGGAUAUCCACACCAAUGAGGAGAAUAUAUUAGUGCGAACAAGGUAUUCAAACAGCCCCUCUUGGAUUCUUGCCCAAUCUCCAGAAGACCCCAUGACGCUCCCUACUUCAGGGAUCAUCUUAGGUUCCUCUGAUGAUAAAUCAGAGCCGGAUUGCUGUGAGAUGAGAUUGAACAUUGAAAAACCUGAAGAACCGUCUCACUUAUGUGAACCAUAUGCAGAAUUGGGGAACACACGGGUAAAUAUGAGCAAUACUUCGGAGAGCUGUCAAAUGAAUGAAAAGAAGGAACAAAUGCUCGUCGGGUUUGCUUUACAGACUUCCGAGACAGAGAGCUCAAGCAUGAUUGAGUUUGAUGGAGAACAUAACACAUUAGUGAUUAAAGAAGAAAUUCAAGACAUGAAAAAUUAUGAAAGCUUAGAUGAGGGAACUGGAAAUCAAACAAAGCAGAUAGAGAAGCUGGAACAAGAACCAAAAGAACAAGAAGGUGCAGGAGAAGGGGGAAUGAACAUUGAAGAUGAGUUGAAAUACAUAGAUGAUGAAGAGGACUUGGAUGCAAUGGAAACUGAGAGAGAAAAGACACAACAAGCAGAUGAAGAUGAUUUACUGACUGUUACUGAAAGAGAUUCUGAGGAGCAGAAGCAGAUUAUUAGUACCAGCAAUGUUAAAUCAUUGCCACAUCACAUUGACUUCAAUGAAAUAGAAGAUCUAGGUGGAGUUGAGGACUCAGAAAAACAGGAUAGGCACUUUAACAGUGGAGUAGAGAUUUGUGAGGAAUCUUGGCAAGAAUCAUCUCCAACGAGUGAUACUGAACUCAGUGGAAGUGUGCGAGCUAUGGAAAAGGAUUGGGACGUCAUUGAGUUUAUUGAUAAAGAAGAGAGUAUGUGCCGUGGAAGUGAGAACAGUGACCGGGACACUACUGAUGAUGUGAACAAUAUGCUGGAAAACAUGGAUUGCCAGGCGAAAGACUCAAUGAUCAGAGAUCUUGAAAAUGUUGACGACAACACCUCAACAGAAUCGCAGAUUGAUGAUGAGAUGGAGCUGUACUUGAUCAGCCUGAGGAAUUCACAGCAGUCAGUAUUCAGAGAAGGCACAAUGAGUGGAAGUUAUGGCAAAAGACCUUCAAUGAGUAAAGGAAGGCCGUUAGCUAUGCCUUCAAUCUCGGAGUCUGUGGACGAGGACCAGUCGAAUAGUUCCCUAGAAGAUUUAACAAAUAUUGAGUACAUUAUGGAGCAGGAAAGAGCUACGCAAGUCAUUGCCCGUAAUGUCUUGUGGUGGAAAGAGUUUCUGUCCUAUGAUAAUAUGAUAAGGGUGAUCGGAUAUACAUUUUUGUUGAUAGUGUUUUUGGUUGCUGCAUUUUAUUAUGACUUCAUCGCAUGUUUUGCCCUAUAUGUUCUUACAGUGUAUUGGCUGUUUCGACAAGGGGAGGAAGAGACACUGAAAAACCCUGAAAGAGGAUUACAGUAAAUGUGAUUUACUCAUGAAGAUUUUGGGAUAGUUUAGCAGAAGUGAAAGUGGAACUGAAUACAUGAUGUAAGAAUACAAUUGAAAGCAUUGGAUUCCGUGGAGGUACAGUAUUUAUCGCACAUAUUU